Molecule: messenger RNA, 1218 nt
Organism: Candoia aspera
Lineage: Eukaryota; Metazoa; Chordata; Lepidosauria; Squamata; Candoiidae
Gene: PRDX6
Product: peroxiredoxin 6
Exons: 5
Coding region: 88-762 (224 amino acids)
Biological process (GO): cell redox homeostasis; cellular oxidant detoxification
Cellular component (GO): cytosol; mitochondrion
Molecular function (GO): peroxiredoxin activity
Source: RefSeq, a predicted model, not a curated record
CGAUUUCGUCUCUCCUUCCACCUUGCGUUUCGGGUGUUUGAGCGCAGCUGAGCCGAUCUCCCGCUCUUGCUACUACAGUAAAGUACCAUGCCGGGCCUGCUGCUAGGAGAUGAGGCGCCUAAUUUCCAGGCUGACACUACCCACGGUCCCAUACGCUUCCAUGAAUUUCUGGGCAACUCGUGGGGCAUCCUCUUCUCUCAUCCACGGGACUUUACUCCAGUGUGCACAACAGAACUUGGCCGAGCGGCAAAGUUAGCUCCAGAAUUUGCCAAGCGUAAUAUUAAAUUAAUAGCCCUCUCUAUUGAUGAUGUUAAUGACCAUCUCGCUUGGAGCAAGGACAUCAAUGCCUACAAUGGUGAUAAGGCUACAGACAAACUCCCCUUUCCAAUAAUUGCUGAUGCAAAACGGGAACUUUCAGUCCAACUUGGGAUGCUGGAUCCAGAUGAGAGAGACAAAGAUGGAAUGCCUUUGACUGCUCGUGUGGUAUUCAUUUUUGGCCCAGAUAAGAAGCUCAAACUCUCUAUCCUAUACCCAGCAACCACUGGCAGAAACUUUGAUGAGAUUCUAAGAGUUGUUGACUCCCUGCAAUUAACAGCUGUUAAGAAAGUCGCUACACCUGUUGAUUGGAAGUCUGGAGACCAGGUCAUGGUUAUUCCAAACUUAUCGGAUGAAGAAGCCAAAAAGCUGUUUCCAGGGGGGGUUUGCACUAAGCAACUUCCAUCAGGCAAGAAUUACCUUCGUUAUACCUCUCAACCUCAGUAACAAUUGUGAAGAGAAAUCAUACAAGCCAGAAAGCUGAUCGCUGGGACUUUGCAGGACUGGUUGUUUUAAAUCUGUGGAAAUAUACUUUGAGAGGCUGUUGCAGAAGGGAAGCAAAGUGUCUAUUAUUUCUUUUAACCCAGUGACUGGUGUGGCUUACAGCAUCAGCUAGUCAGUUUAGACUUACUUUGUUCAAAUGUAAUCAGUUUUCCUGACCCUCUUCUUGGAAUUGAGUUUGCCACUUUACAUCAGUACAGAUUUUUCUUUAAUCUCUUUUCUAUUCUCUAGCCACAUAUAAUCAUGCUUCAUGAACAGCAGAUUAACUCUUUUCAUUUUUUUCAUUAAUGGGAAACAAUUUCUGUCGUGUGUAAAAAAUUCAAACCUUGGAUUAUGUUUGCAAGAUUAUCAGAAAUAAAGGUUCUUAGGUUCAUUUUACAAAAUAAAUUGAAUACACUGUUA